ACAACGUCACUUCCUGUCUGCCGGCCUGAAAGUUUCACUUUCUGUUCAGCCCGGAGGUUCAGAGUCCGCUGGUUCCGACCGACAUUAGAGGCCCCGGACCCCCAGCGGCGUGAUGGCGUUCAGAUACCCCGAAGCCCGGAGAGACCUGAACCAGGUGGAUGAUUACCACGGAACCAAGAUCCCGGAUCCUUACGCCUGGCUGGAGGACCCGGACAGCCCGGAAACCAUGGCGUUCGUGGAGGAGCAGAACCAGCUGACCAUGCCGUACCUGGAGGGCUGCGCGGUCCGGGCCCGGUUCCAGCAGCGCCUCACCGAGCUCUACGACUACCCCAAGUUCAGCUGCCCCUACAAGCGGGGGUCCAGGUAUUUCUACUUCCACAACGCGGGCCUCCAGAACCAGGACGUUCUGUACGUCCAGGACUCGCUGGACGCGCCGGCCUCCGUGUUCUUUGACCCGAACUCGCUCUCUGAAGACGGAACCGUGGCGCUGAAGAUGGGCCGGCUGUCUGAGGAGUGUGAGUACUUUGCGUACGGGCUGAGCAGUGCCGGGUCAGACUGGGUCACGCUGCGCUUCCUGAACCCGGUCGGUCUGGCGCCGCUGCCCGAUGUUCUGGAGCGGGUCAAGUUCAGCUGCCUGGCCUGGACCCACGACGCCCGCGGCGUUUUCUACAACUGCUAUCCGCGUCAGGACGGCAAGGCUGACGGCACCGAGACCACAUCCAACAUCAACCAGAAGCUCUUCUACCAUCGGAUCGGAACCGAGCAGUCCGACGACGUUCUGGUGGCCGAGUUCCCGGACCAUCCCAAAUGGCACAGCUCGGUUACGGUCUCAGAUGACGGCCGGUACGCGGUUCUGUCCAUCACCGAGGGCUGCCGACCCGUCAACCGGCUCUGGUACUGCGACCUGCAGGCGCUUCCGGACGGGAUCCAAGGUCUGCUGCCGUGGGUCCGGCUGGUGGACAACUUCGAGGCGCAGUACUCCUACGUGACCAACGAGGGCAGCGUGUUCACGUUCCGCUCCAACCUGGACGCGCCGCGCUACCGCCUCAUCAACAUCGACAUCCAGAACCCGGACCAGCAGAACUGGACCACGCUGAUCCCGCAGCACGAGAAGGACGUCCUGGGCUUCGUCUCCUGUGUGAACCAGCGCCACCUGCUGGUGAACUACGUCCACGACGUGAAGGACGUGCUGCAGCUGUUCGAGCUGAGCAGCGGCCGCCUGCUGCAGGAGCUGCCGCUGGACGUGGGAACCGUCGCCGGGGUCAGCUGCAAGAAGAAACACUCAGAGUUCUUCUACAAGUUCACCUCCUUCACCACGCCGGGGAUCAUCUACCACUGCGACCUGAGCCGGCCCGACCCGGAGCCCCGGGUCUUCAGGGAGGUCGAGGUCAAAGGCAUCAACCAGGAGGACUUCCUGACCAGCCAGGUUUUCUACCCCAGUAAGGACGGAACCAGCGUUCCCAUGUUCCUGGUCCACUCCCGGGACCUGAAGCGGGACGGAACCAACCCGGUCUUCCUGUACGGCUACGGCGGCUUCGAGAACUCCAUCCAGCCGUACUACAAUGUGGCCUACCUGCUGUUCGUGAGACACCUGGGCGGAGUUCUGGCCGUGGCCAACAUCCGGGGCGGCGGAGAGUACGGCCUCACCUGGCACAAAGCCGGAACCUUGGAGCGGAAGCAGAACUGCUUCGACGACUUCCAGAGCGCGGCGGAGUUCCUGAUCCGGGAGCGGUUCACCUCGGCCAGCCGGAUCGCCAUCAACGGAGCGUCCAACGGCGGCCUGCUGGUCGCCGCCUGCAUGAUCCAGCGGCCGCAGCUGUUCGGAUGCGUCGUCGCCGAGGUCGGAGUUCUGGACAUGUUGAAGUUCCACAAGUUCACCAUCGGACACGCCUGGACCACCGACUACGGCUGCGCAGACGACCCGGAGCAGUUCCAGUGGCUCAUCAAGUACUCUCCCCUCCACAACCUGCCGGAGGCGCCGUACUCCGGCCCGCAGUACCCGGCCGUCCUGCUGCUGACGGCGGACCACGACGACCGCGUGGUUCCGCUGCACACGCUGAAGUUCUGCGCGGCGCUGCAGCGCGGCGUGGGCGGCAGCCCGCAGCAGCGCCGGCCGCUGAUGCUGCGCGUCGACACCCGCAGCGGACACGGCGCCGGGAAGCCCACGGCCAAGGCCAUCCUGGAGGACACGCACAUCUUCGCCUUCAUCGCCGAGACGCUGCAGCUCCACUGGAAGGACUGAAGCUCAGAGUCCAGAUCCGGCUCUGAAUGAAAGCUGUCCACCUUCAGUAAAACCUCCGCUGGUCCAGAGUCAGGAAGAGAUCCAGAGAUCCACUGAGGGAUCUACACUGAACAAAGAAAAACAUGAUCCAACUGUAAAACAUUUAUUCAAAUUAAGUUUGUCAGAUUUACUUUAUUUACAUUUGUUUACCAUGACACCUUAAGAAACUUGAUAUUUUGGACAAACUAACAAAUUAACUCAAUUUAAUUUGGAUCUGUUGUUUUAUUUUUUCAGUGUAGAUUCAGGAUCAGAACCGGAAAAAAAGUUUCAAUCUUUGACUCACUAUAAUAAAAUACAGUUUUAAAUGUAAAUUUAAUAACUUGAUUGUUUAAGCAUUUUUUCCUGCAGUAAAUUGAUCUUCCAGGACAAAAUUACAUUAAAAAAAAACUUGUGAUA
Messenger RNA from Xiphophorus couchianus (Monterrey platyfish), 2677 nucleotides. RefSeq names its product prolyl endopeptidase. The record is from RefSeq and is a predicted model, not a curated record. Gene Ontology annotation, cellular component: cytosol. Gene Ontology annotation, biological process: proteolysis. Gene Ontology annotation, molecular function: oligopeptidase activity; serine-type endopeptidase activity. The transcript is spliced from 15 exons. Bases 113 to 2242 code for a protein of 709 amino acids. NCBI's taxonomy places the organism in Eukaryota, Metazoa, Chordata, Actinopteri, Cyprinodontiformes, Poeciliidae.